AUGUCCACAAUUCCUGAACUCUACAGCAAAAAGUGUCAUUGUGCUGGAUGUAGUCAGAACAAUCUCAGCUAUAGUUUUGUUGCCAGAAGAACUGCUCAACGUCAUAACAAAAGGGCAAGACUAAAUGCCAUAAGAUGUGAAAGGGACAUGUUUACCCAAAGAAAUAUGAUGGAGGUCAAUGAUGAACAUAAGCAACCCAGAGCCCUGGAAGAAUUGUACACUCAGAAAAACUCACCUGUUUUGGAAGGAGCUUCAAUGUCUGACACUGAAGACGUUUCUUUUACUAAUGAUGCAAUCAGCAAUGACAACAAUGGUGACAGUGGAAGCAACAGCAAUGAAAUCAGUGAAGAUGAAAGCGAAGACAAUGUUAUUGGGCUUGACAACAAUGAAUUGAAUAGUAAAGACCCUUUUGCCACCCCCGAUAUGCCCCAGAACCUAGUGCACAGGUUCAUUGCUACUUUUGUGGUGAUGUUUGCUCCCCGCUAUUUGGUUGACAAGGGCACUGUUGUGUGA
Phycomyces blakesleeanus NRRL 1555(-) is the source of this 513-nucleotide messenger RNA. RefSeq lists its product as hypothetical. Lineage: Eukaryota; Fungi; Mucoromycota; Mucoromycetes; Mucorales; Phycomycetaceae. The record is from RefSeq and is a predicted model, not a curated record. The coding region runs from base 1 to 513 and encodes 170 amino acids. The transcript has 4 exons.